CACAGUGGAGGCAACACGUACACUCUUCCGCUCCCGGCCCUUCCCCCACGCACACCCCGAACUCUACCCCCAAACGGAGAGCCCCCCACGCCCCCCCUGUGGACUUGUGCCCCCCUCUGAGCGCCGGGCCAUGGGGGAGAAGGGGGGUGGGGGCCUGGAGCGGGGCGGGAAGGCGGUUAACAGGCCACACUCUUCGCUGUGAGGUGGGGAAAAAUGUUAAUGGAGUGCCUUGAGUAAUCAGUUUCCAUUCUUCUGUCCGGCGCCGCGAGAAGACUUGGUGUGGCUUGACUUACCUGCACGGACGCACCUGCUCUUUGGGACGCGAUGGGCAGGGGCCAGGGCGCGCAGCAGCCCACCAAGGGCGUGGGGGGUUACCGACCCACCAUCAACUGGCGGGAGAUCGCGGUGCGGCGCAAGCUGGUGGCGAACAAGCAGGUGCUGGCGUGCAUCGUGGUGAGCGGCGUGGUCAUCGUCACGACCGGGGUCAUCCUCACCGUGCUGGGCUUCCUGGUCAUCAAGAGCCAGUGUCCCUUCCUGUGGCGGGAGCGCGCGGGCUUGUGCUACUACGUGGCCAAACACAACACCACCUGGGAGGACGGCCGCGCCUACUGCACCUCCCAGAGCGCCGCGCUGCUGCACCUCCACUCCCUCGCCGAGGCCGACUUCGUGACGGAGUUAAUGUCGGGGCGCAGCUGGCUGGGGGCGCGCAGGAAGCCGGGGCAGCAGGAAUCGUGGAAGUGGACGGACUCGGGCGCGGCGCUUAACUACUCGCGCUGGCCCGGGGGGAGCGUGCCCGCCAGCCUGAGCAGCGACCUGUGCGCCGCCGUGGAGCCAAGCGGAGAGUGGAUAGCAGUGGAAUGCGAUGCCGAUGAAACAGCUUACGUGAUCUGCGACUAUACGCCAGGCUACAACCCCUUCGUGCUGGUGGGGCCGGUGGUGGCUGGCUGCGGCGUGGUGGUGCUAAUCCUGAGCGUGGAGGUGUGUAUCCGCCACCGGGAGUCCAUCAGCAAGAACCGAAAACUGGGCGACCAGGAUGAAAGCGACAGAGAGGUGGACGAGGGCAUCAUUAACUACGGCUACGGGAACUUUGGGGCGGAGGAGGAGGAGGAGGAGGAGGACAAGAGGAAAAAGAUAGCGGAAGAGGAAGCAGAGAAGAACAAGGACCUCCAACGAAUACAGAAGGUCGUGGUGUCGCCGGGGAAAACGAAGGAAGAGGAGACGAAGGAGGAGGAGGAGGAGAAGGAGGAGGAGGAGGAGGGGGAGGAGGCUACUGAAGGAGGGGAGGAGGAGAGUGGAAGCCCUAAGGUGGAGGUCGUCCCCGCCUCCCCCUCCCCCGCCCCCCUUUCCAUUCCCUCCGUUGACGAAAAUUCCCCUUCGCAGGAAAAUCUUGAGUUACUCCUCUCACCUAAAACCCUGGAGUGACCCCCCUUCCCAUUCUCUCUCUCUCUCUCUCUCUCUCUCUCUCUCUCUCUCUCUCUCUCUCUCUCUCUCUCUCUCUCUCUCUCUCUCAAAAUGGACAGAAGAAACCAUGUAAUAAUAAUAAUAAUAAAAAACAACAACAGCAAAGAAAACGAGUGAUAUUUUGACUUUAUUUUUUGCUUUGUUUUACUUCGCACAUUUUUUUGGAAAGUCGAGGAGGAAGAAAAGAAGAAGAAGAAGAAGAAGAAGAAGAAGAAGAAGAAGAAGAAGAAGAAGAACUAGAAGAAGAAGAAGAAGAAAGACAACUACAAAAUGUGUGACUUCAAAUUCCUAUCAUUAUCUCUCUCUCUUCCUUAUCAUUAUUACCAUUAUUAUUACUACUAUUACUAUUACAAUCAUUAUCACUACUAUUAACCCCAUCGUCAUCAUCUUGUGUUCCUUGUUCCUUGUUGUCAUCGUCGUUGCUGUUAAUGAUGAUGAUGAUGAUGAUGAUUUAUUUAUGCAACUCUGUACCGCCGGAAUAGACAGGUAAAUAGACAGCUGAUUAGACAGGUGAUCACUAGAUGGACAGGUAGACGGUAGCCAGGUGGAGGUAGGACUGACUGUGAUAGGUAUUCUGGAGUUGUUAGUGAGGCCUUACUGUGUUACUCUCUCUCUCUCUCUCUCUCUCUCUCUCUCUCUCUCUCUCUCUCUC
Molecule: messenger RNA, 2113 nt
Organism: Eriocheir sinensis (Chinese mitten crab)
Lineage: Eukaryota; Metazoa; Arthropoda; Malacostraca; Decapoda; Varunidae
Exons: 7
Coding region: 325-1422 (365 amino acids)
Molecular function (GO): signaling receptor activity
Source: RefSeq, a predicted model, not a curated record